AUGAGACAGUAUGACAGUUUAAGCGUGAGGAGGGCGAAGAAAAGUGAGAGCAUCGGUAGUUACAACAAGAAAGUCACAUCGCUGAGCAGAUUUUCAAGUCGAGAAAAUAAAACAAAAGGUUUCAAAAUAGACAAAUGGGACGAUGAAGAUAAUCUGCAACAGUGUGAAAAACGGCUUCUACACAAAGCAGUUAGUGAUAAGAAAAAGAUACCAACUCUUUUGAGAAGAGUCCAGACAAAGCCACAUGCUAGUGCCGCAAGACCUACCACACUUCCCACGAAUGAAGAACGGUGUGGCAACAUGAGCAAGGCUAGCCCCAAGGGGUGUAACGUGUAUAGAGCUCAAACCAUGACAAGAAAUAUGGGUCGUAGCAGUAACGUGAGACGAAUCGAAAUUUCAGAAACUGCGGGGGUUUUCACCAAAUUAAGUCAGAGGAAGAAAGGCACGUUGAAAAAAAGUACAAAGUAUGAAGUUCAAGAUGAUAAAAAUAACAGCAGUAAGCAAGCAGCACAAAUGAGGUGUGAAAAUUCCAGGGGAACUUACCAUACGGAGGUAAAUAACAAAACCCAGUGUAGUCAAAAAUACGCGCCCGAUGUAUUAACCACAAAUAUAAGGAGCGCAAAAGGGAUAAUUUUUCAAAACGCACAGAUUCCCAUAUGGGCAAGUAAAACAAAUGAACGUGACAAAAUAAAUUGCACACGAAUUAAGAGAGAUAAAAGUAUGCCUUCCAAAUUUGCGUCAUUCGGCGAAGGGAUGGAGAAGGCCGCUGUGAAAAGCAGCGAUUCAAAAUAUUUAGAAGCACUUUUUAGACCUUCCAAUUUGGCUAGCUUAUCUUAUCCAGCAGAGGAGCACUUUGGCAAACAUGGCUUGUCAAGCAAUAGUGAUGCAAAUGGGAGAGGAAAUGCAAGGGAAAAGCAUGAACGAAGAGGUAACCAUGUGGAGGGGGCCUCCCCAAACAAGAUGACUAGUCAUUUUUCACAUCAACAUCAUCCGCAAAAUGACAAUUUUACGGAAAAUUCAGAGAAUCAUAUAAAGAGGGAAGACAAUCAUUGUUCCAAUUGGAAGGAUAAAAGUGGAUACAUUCCAAUGUGGGACAUAAAUAGCCACAAAAUUAUUAGCACAGAUUUUUUGCUUAAGGCCAAAGGUAGGCGUUCCCUUACAGAAAAAAAAAAAAAUAACCAAAACACACAGAAGGAUAUUAUUGCACAUGAGAAUCUUGCCAGUUUGGUUAGCGAAAAGGAGAAUGGCAAGUUCAGUCUGUAUAAAGCCAAUACAGCCGAUUUGGGUAUGAUGAAAAAAUCCCCUCGAAGGGAAAUCCUUACCAAUGCGUUAUGCCCUAAUGAGACAACCCCUUUAGAUGAAUCAAUUAAGAAUGUCCAAAAUUCUGAAGAGGAAAGAAUAACCCCCCAAAAGAACAGCACCUUUUCGAAUGCCCUAAGUAGCACAAAUUACGAUAUUGGCAGUUACAACCAAAAUUCUAAUUAUAAUGAAACGAGCCUCUGCGAAAAUAGGUCUUUGACAGAUAUCAUGUUUAGGGGGGAAAUCAGAAACCAAGGGAAACUGAGCACAGAUGAUGGUGGUAGAGGUCCAUUAAAAGGCAUAUACAAAUUGGAAGAAUCAACCACGGUUGAUAACACAAAUGGUCUAAAGAAUGUUAACUGUAUAGAACACCCCCAAUGGGUGAAUCUCCCAUAUAUACAGAAAAAGAGCUCAACUAAUAACGGAAAUAUUAUUCAUGCUAAUGGAAGUACCAAAAUUUUGAUUUCCACCAAGAGUAGUAAUCCCCCCUUCACAUGUAACAACCUCACACAUGAUAUUUCGAAUCAUAAGUUGCCUAGAAGGAACGGCAAUAUGCAUCUACGCAGUGUAACGAACACGAACGAGUAUUUUAAGAAGAGUUCCGGGGAUGUCGAUAAAUGCAGUAGGGAUAAUCUAAAUAUAUCGAAAUGGCAAAGAGGUCAUAUGUGGACAAAUAUUAGUAACCGACAGAAAGGGGAUGAAACAAAAGCCCACCACUCUGUCCGGGGUGACCAAAUUAGGAGCAAUCUCAAAUCCGAAUUGGUCAGUCAUGAUGUUAGACCGUCCAUGUUAGCAACGCACAGAGAUUUACAUGUCAAUUCGGCAUGCCAGCCUGGUGAAUCGCCAUGUCAGCCUAGUGAAUCGCCAUGUUUGAGUGACAACAGUGCUGGAUUUCCCAAUUUGAAUAGGCCAAAUUUGAACAAGUCCAAUUUGAGUAGGCCCAAUUUUUUGAAUCCCUCCUUCACUCAUUCUCAUCGAAGUCAACAGAAUCAACACAAAUUUGUAAGUACCACUCCACACCUCUUCCAUCCUUCCAAAAUGAUGUUAAAAGAAAACCAUCCCAUUUGUACUACAAAGAUGAUUAAGGCAACAACAAAUGGACCCUCCCAAAUUAGGCGCGCUGAUGAAGUUAGUCAAGACACCUACAGUGUGUUAACGGGGCCUAUUAAUACGGUUCGAAAUAAUUACCAGGCAUUUAAAAAAAUAUAUAUAGAUCACAGUGCGAGCGAAAUAAAACAUGUGAAUGGAUAUGUUUUGAGGGAGAGGGACCCUAAUGUAGACUCCGGCAUGUCAACAUGCAUAUCGCAGGGUAAUGCCAACACAAUGGAAAAAAUGGCAAAAUGUGAUCAACAACUCUCUAGUAUGAAAAAUGAAAAAAAUUUAAGCGAAAUUUCAGGGAGGGAAAUUGUGCUCCCAAUGAAGGGUUAUUUUCCCAAGCACAUCUUAGCGGAUAUAGAGGGGAAAAGUCGCGAAUUGAGUGGACACCUUUACAUGGAAGGUCUUCCUACCAAACCCACUCUCGUGAAUGACCCCUCCGUGGAGGGUAAUAAUGUCAACCACAACGAGGCCAUGUUUCACAUUCGCAAUCACCCAAGUGGGGAUGUGAAGAGAGACAUGUGUAAAAAAAACCAAGUCGGUAAUAGUAACUCCUUCACUCCUAAAGACAACCAUCAUUCUGAGGAUAAGACCAAGCGGAUAGACUUGGAAGUUCAUCUUAAUAAUACUGUUAACAAAUUUGCAACGAAAAACAGGCAGGGACAUAUGAGUCAUGGGGAAAAUGUGAAUACCGUUAAGCAGAUACGACCACAGGAACAGCUAACAAGUGACCCAUUCUGUAGGACUCCACAUGGAAACAAAUUCAUCAGUGGGAGUAGCACCAGGUUGAUGCCAAAUAAUCAAGUGCGCCACAUGAGCAAUGUGUUCUUCCCGUCUCCACCAUUCAGUGAAAUGUGCAAAGGCCCAUUGGGCAAUGAAGUCACUUUGUCCAUCUCUGGUGUAGAAAAAAAUGGUACAGUAGCUGGGGGUAGUUUUGAGAGAAAAGCGGAAAAGGGGUCCAUUCCAAGUGGACUACCUCCAAGGAGCACAUUUAAAUCAGCCCCAGAAAAAUAUUUAAAUAACGCCCACACCAUUCUAAAUAGGAAAGAAGUUAAUGAUAUUACCAUCUCCUUGUUGAGUAAUGGUACUGAUCAAAGCUCCAUGCAAAAUCACCCCCUUGCGAAGACGCAAAACAGGGCAAGGGAAUAUCUGCCCGAAGGAGCAACUCUUCCAUACCAGACGGAAACAACGCUAACCCAUUUGAAUGCCACAAAGGAGAUCCCCAACAGAAAUGAAUUGCCCGUUUGCAAAUCAAUUAGCAACAGUGAUAUAUACAACUACUUAAGGAACAAGGACCCAAAAACUCUAACCCAUUUCCACCGCACAGUAUCCUACAGAAAUCAGAGCUUGAGGAAGGAGAAGUCCCUGACGGUUCUGUCGCAGAAGGGCGGUAUGAAUACGGUUACCGAUUCGAGUGCAAAGUCGAAAAUGUUUUAUGGCGGUAAAAUGUUGGACGGCGGUAAAAUGUUGGACGGCGCGAAAAUGUUGGACGGUGUGAAAAUGAUGGGCGGUGUGAAAAUGAUGGGCGGUGUGAAAACGAGGGAGCAGUUCUUAGACGCUGCGUUCGAAGCAGACUCAAAGCACACCGUAAAAAAGGCAGUCGUGAUUGGCUGCAACUACAUGCGGGAGGCAGAAGGGGAAAGGCUAUACGGGGCAGUUAACGACGCAUAUAUUUUCAGCAGAGUUUUAGUUAAGUACUUCGAUUUUAAACCCGAAAAUGUUCUGCUACUAACGGAUAGUUUACCUUCAAAUGCAUACAUAUAUGAAGAUUUUGAUAUAAAUAAAAAAAAGUACAUAAGACAGGGAGAUAGCCAGAACAAAGCAAAUGAGGAAGAAAGGAAACAAAAAAAAAAUUUAUUUCAUUUGUUUAAUACGAACAACAUAGGUAGUUAUGAAAAACAUAAUUCAGAAAUAGAUAAGUGCAAUUCUUGUAAAAAUUUUGCUAUUAAAAAUGUGGAUUUUUCAUCAGAAGGUAUUAGCUUUCAUUUGUGGCCAACAAGGAUAAACAUUUUAAAGGCUGUAAAUUGGUUAGUCAGAGAUUCCGUUCCACUGGGUUCAUACGUUUUUUACUUUGCGGGGAAGAGUGUGCAAGUAGAUAACAUGAGUGGAUGGGAGGGUGAAGGUUACGACGAAGCUUUUCUUUGUUCAGACCCCUUUAACCGCAUCCUAGAACAGAACGUAUUGACAGCUAUUCAAUUGAAAGAUUUGUUGUUAAGUAUAAAUGCCAAUGCCCAAAUGACUAUCGUCCUGGAUUGCUCAGGAUGCCAAACCAUUUUAGACCCAGCUGGAACAGAAAAUUCUCUCUCUUAUAUAAAAGGUUGUAAGCAGAAAGGUAUAUGGCCAAUUACAAAUCCAACCAAUAAGGUACAUAAGGCUAUUUACGAUGUGACAAUACUGAAUAAUUCUAGUAUGAAAAAAUAUUUUUGCAAAUCAAGGUACCAUCAAUUGAUAGAAGUAGAAUCCACGGCUGCUAUGAUUGACCCCCUCCUUCAAUCCAUUUCUUCUUUGCCCAUUGCGCCCAAGGCUUACUGCUUCUGUGGAGCUACAUGGGAACAAAUUUCCAUAGAGGGAUUAUUCCCCCCUAUGGAGUUCGCUCGGGUUACACAGAUUAAGGGGAUGGAUACAUUUGUCCAUUCGGAGGGGAAGAGGAAGGGUUGCAAGAAAAAAGGCGGUAGAAAGGGAGAAAGGGGUGGCGAACCCCCCCGGAAGGGGGAUGAAAAUUCAGCCAAGAAAAGUGUCUACGAAAAAAAUUUCAGCUUCUCCCUAAAUAUGGUGAAGAUGUUUUUUAACAGUAGUAGCGCGGGAGGUAGAAGCGGUAAGGAACAUGCACAGGACGCGACUUCCCUUGAUGUGCGGCAAAAAAACGGGCGCAUGGAGGGAUGUGAUAGUGGGGCUGGAACGGAGGAGCAUGCGUGUGGCAAAGCGGGCGAGCACAUGGACCACGGCAAUCACAGCGACUAUUCCGAGGAUACUUUGGGCGAAGCAGAAGGAAGCGAUGUGGAAGAAGAAAAUGACGACUACUCGCUCGUCAGCCACGGAGUAUUUACUUAUUGCCUAGUUGAAGCCAUCAUCGAGUUUAAAGAAUCGCAAUUGAAGAAUAACAUUUCGGAAAGGAAAAAUCAACCCCUCCUUCCAAUGACGUUAAAAAAUUUAAUAAUCCUUGUCCAAAAAAAAGUAGAAAAUGUAAAAAAUGAAAAAUUAAAAAAAUUAAAUCAAAAACCAGAAUUCACUAUCCACCCAGGAGCUAAUGCUAACAGUAAAAAUUAUUUUAUCCAUUAUUGCAAAAAUAUACAAUUCCAAAAUUAUAAAUUUAAUUUUAUAAAUUCUGAUUUGUUUCCUUUUUUAAAUGUUAAAAAAGCGUGGGAAGAAAUCAACAGGAGCAGCACCGUCAAAAGUAGGAAGUCUCUGUCCGUCACCACUACUCUCAUUAAUUCCGCAUCUUCCAAAUAUUUUUCCGACACAAAUGGGCAGAUUAAAAAUUGCUACUCAAUGAGGUAUUAA
Plasmodium knowlesi strain H is the source of this 5895-nucleotide messenger RNA. RefSeq names its product metacaspase-3, putative. The transcript has a single exon. The record is from RefSeq and is a predicted model, not a curated record. The coding region runs from base 1 to 5895 and encodes 1964 amino acids. Lineage: Eukaryota; Apicomplexa; Aconoidasida; Haemosporida; Plasmodiidae.